Molecule: messenger RNA, 324 nt
Organism: Angiostrongylus costaricensis
Lineage: Eukaryota; Metazoa; Nematoda; Chromadorea; Rhabditida; Metastrongylidae
Source: the annotation of a GenBank genome assembly
AUGCACUAUCCAGAAAUUGACAAUGGAGAUAAGCUAGCUAAUCCAAGUGGAUUUCUGCAUACCAGGAACGAGAUUGUAGCAGAUAGAUGGAAAGCGAUUAGAGUUGGAUACAUCAUCGACGUGGUCGCCAAACACUUGUCGAAAGUCACUGAGCUACCUCGAAUAACAAACGCGGCACGAUCUGGUAAGAUGGAUUUCUUCAAGAAAACCCUGCUAGCAGACAGCGAGAUUCCUCAUCACUCUGGAGUAGAUCGAGCCCAACUAAAGCAAGAAACGCGUUUGGAAGAAAACACCGUUAACCAAGAGGCACACAAAGCGCAUUAA